This is a messenger RNA of Rhinolophus ferrumequinum (greater horseshoe bat), 994 nucleotides long. It is a transcript of the gene GMNN, whose product is annotated as geminin DNA replication inhibitor. The record is from RefSeq and is a predicted model, not a curated record. Gene Ontology annotation, cellular component: nucleus. Lineage: Eukaryota; Metazoa; Chordata; Mammalia; Chiroptera; Rhinolophidae. The transcript has 7 exons. Bases 201 to 830 code for a protein of 209 amino acids. Gene Ontology annotation, biological process: negative regulation of cell cycle; negative regulation of DNA replication.
GAGGUCUUGGGUGGGCCGGGGACCUUGUGCUAGGCUUGAUAACGCUCUUUGCGUGCGCUGUGAGGACUAAGCGUUUUCAUCCGUUGAGAGAGAGCAGGCGGUGUACACAGGGGUUACCCGACUAUCCAUUUCGCGCUCCCGCGUGCCGGAAGUCGGUCUUCCUGUGACUCCGCCGGGCCGCCGCCGGGUCGGGGUGUAUAAUGAAUCCCAGUAUGAAGCAGAAACAAGGAAUUCAAGAGAAUGUAAAGAAUAGUCCUAUUCCAAGAAGAACUCUGAAGACGAUUCAGCCUUCUGCCACUGGAUCUCUUGUAGGAAGAGAAAAUGAGUUGUUUAAAAGCUUGUCCAAAACGAAACAUUGGAAUGACCAGUUAACAUCUAAUACUUCAAGCUCUGGAGUUGUUAUUGUCCCAGAAUAUAGUGAAAAUAAAAAUCCUGAAGGAAUUACCCAAGAAGCGUUUGAUCUUAUGAUUACAGAAAAUCCAUCCUCUCAAUAUUGGAAAGAAAUGGCAGAAAAACGGAGGAAGGCACUCUAUGAAGCACUGAAGGAAAAUGAGAAACUUCAUAAAGAAAUUGAACAAAAGGACAGUGAAAUUGCCCGCCUAAAAAAGGAGAAUGAAGAAUUGGCAGAAGUAGCAGAACAUGUACAGUAUAUGGCAGAGGUUAUAGAGAGAUUGAAAGGUGAACCUCUCGAUAACUUCGAAUCACCGGAUAGUCAGGAAUUUGAUUCUGAAGGAGAAGCUGGUGAGGAUUCUGAAGUGGAAGACUUGGAAAUUGGUACAUGUGCUGAAGAAAUUGUAUCUUCCUCUACAGAUGCAAAACCAUGUAUAUGAAAUUCAUUGAUAUUUGACUCUUGAGAAGUUACACUGCCAAGGUUUACCUCCAUUAUAGUUCUUUGUAGCAGAGCACAUAACUUUAUGCAAACUUGAAAUCAAACUUCCUUGUUUGACUCCUGGGACCCUGUUAUCGCAAUAAAAUACAAACUGUGUAUUUUUAA